GAAAUCCACCACAGCUCCUGAUGAGCAGCAUUUCUUUUUCUUCAGCUUACUUGUUCUUUAUAUUCUUGUGUUGAGGUGUUCUUUUUUAGGUUUCUCUUUGCUCCAUUAACCAUUCAAGCUAACCACCAUCAAUAAUGUCAGGAAAAUUCACUCCAAAAGUUCCUGUUAAGUUAGAGAAACCAAAAGAUGAUCCCUUUACUUCCAAAGACUUGUUAAAAUUCGACGGAAUUCAAUCUGAUAAGAUCUAUGUUGCAAUUAAAAGAGUAGUAUUUGAUGUUUCUAAAAACCCUAAGGCCUAUGGCUCAGGAAAGGGAUAUCAUUGUUUUGUUGGAAAGGAUGCCUCAAGAGGUUUAGGUAAAUCCUCAUUAUCUGCUGAAGAUAAUGAUCCUAAAAUUAGUUAUAAGUUUGAUGAUUUAAAUGAAAAGGAAACAAAAGUUUUAAAUGAUUGGUACACUUAUUUUGAAAAAAGGUAUAAUAUAGUUGGAAAAGUUAUUGAUCUUGAUUAGAUAAAAAAGAAUGAAAACACAAAACAAAAAAGACAAAAAAAAGACAAUAAAA
Molecule: messenger RNA, 558 nt
Organism: Ascoidea rubescens DSM 1968
Lineage: Eukaryota; Fungi; Ascomycota; Saccharomycetes; Ascoideales; Ascoideaceae
Product: putative progesterone binding protein
Exons: 1
Coding region: 135-506 (123 amino acids)
Cellular component (GO): endomembrane system; membrane
Source: RefSeq, a predicted model, not a curated record